Messenger RNA from Pseudoliparis swirei, 598 nucleotides. It is a transcript of the gene cox7a2l, whose product is annotated as cytochrome c oxidase subunit 7A-related protein, mitochondrial. The record is from RefSeq and is a predicted model, not a curated record. Bases 68 to 415 code for a protein of 115 amino acids. Gene Ontology annotation, biological process: regulation of oxidative phosphorylation; mitochondrial electron transport, cytochrome c to oxygen; mitochondrial respirasome assembly. Lineage: Eukaryota; Metazoa; Chordata; Actinopteri; Perciformes; Liparidae. The transcript has 3 exons.
CAGGAAGACCCUUUUACCGUGUGAUUUGUGUUGUGGUCGACUCAUUUUCCCGUCCUUCAGCAGGAAAAUGUACUACAAGUUCAGCGGUGUUACCCAGAAACUGACGGGGUCUGGCCCCGCGGCCGCCUACAGCCCUCAGGGGCUGAGGUCAGGUGUGCCAGCAGAGGCCCCCGCCAUGGUGUUUGCCACACCCACCAAGAUAGCGUCACAGGCGGGGUCCACGUUGGAGUACAUGGGAGUAAACAGGGUUCCUGAACUUCAGAGGCUCUUCCAGAAGUCAGACGGUAUCCCCAUUCAUUUGAAGCGUGGCGUCCCCGACAGGCUACUGUACCGCACCACCAUGGCUCUCACCAUAGGAGGCGCUCUCUACUGUCUGGUGGCUCUUUAUUUUGCGGCCCAGCCCAACAAAAAGUGACCAACGCAAAACCCGGGAUCUUUCUGUCAUCGACCCAACAUUCCCAGCCUCCAUGUGCCCCUGCUGUGCCACCUCUUGGGACUCAUAUUUAUGUUAUGACAUCACACUCAACAAUAACAAUAAUUACGUCUGUCUUCUUUGUAAAUCAAAUGUCUACGGUAAUAAAUAUUAUGGGAAAACGAA